Molecule: messenger RNA, 456 nt
Organism: Schistosoma rodhaini
Lineage: Eukaryota; Metazoa; Platyhelminthes; Trematoda; Strigeidida; Schistosomatidae
Source: the annotation of a GenBank genome assembly
AUGAGUUCGAAUGCGCUACCAUGUGAUGACUUCCUGCAGUCAGCAAGGCUCCUCAAUCUGUGGAGGAAAUCUGAUGACCGUGUACGAUAUGAACUUAAUUCAGAAUUACCUACAGCAUCAUUCCUCAACAAAGUAGACUAUACCAGCAAGUGUAAUACUUUUGUUAAUAAAAUGCUUAGUUAUCACGAGAAAAGAACUAAUGCGAUCAAAGAUUGCAUCAAGCUAACUUCAGAGAGACUUAUUGCACUGCAACGUUCUUCGGAGCUCAGUAGUAAUGAAUGCAACAAAGAAGUUACGCGCAACAUUCAAAAGAAACAACUCCUGUUGAGACAGUUUCAAACUGAACUUUUAAAUGAGGAAGUCAUCCAAACUUCAGCGUUUAAAGUAAUAUACGAACGCUGUCGUGAGCAUUUCCGACAUCCUGUUUUUGACAAAUUCAGAGAUUAUGAUUUGUAG